Hemicordylus capensis (graceful crag lizard) is the source of this 2096-nucleotide messenger RNA. It is a transcript of the gene PACSIN3, whose product is annotated as protein kinase C and casein kinase substrate in neurons 3. The record is from RefSeq and is a predicted model, not a curated record. Bases 448 to 1890 code for a protein of 480 amino acids. The transcript is spliced from 12 exons. NCBI's taxonomy places the organism in Eukaryota, Metazoa, Chordata, Lepidosauria, Squamata, Cordylidae. Gene Ontology annotation, cellular component: endosome; cytoplasm; plasma membrane. Gene Ontology annotation, biological process: cytoskeleton organization; regulation of endocytosis; plasma membrane tubulation. Gene Ontology annotation, molecular function: protein binding; phospholipid binding.
CCCUAGAGGCAGGAGGGUGGAGGAAACCUCUUGACUCCCUUUCUUGCUAGCAGCAGCAGGCCAGGCCCUCUCGGCUUGGCAGCCAGCCGCAGCCUUCCCCCAAGUCCCCAGGGGGCUGCCUGGGUCCGCCCACUGGUGGGGAGGCGGGCCGCCCCCCCCCCACAGCCGCGUCCCGUCCUGCUGCUUGAAAUAGGGGGAGGGGCGACAGAGAGCAGGCUGCGGGAGCCGGAGAGCGAGCGCGGAGCCCGAAGGGGAAGGCGGACGCAGCAGCAGCAGGAGGGCAGGGGCGGCUCACCGCUGCUCCAGGCAAGCAAGCUCCGGGACUCUCCGCUGAGCGGGAGUCUCCAGAGCAACAACUUUGAGAGGCUUUUACAGUGUUGCUUUUCUUCCUUGCUGCUAAGGAUUCCCCAAAGGUUUUGACUUUUUCCAGGCUGAAGUCCUUGACAGAUGUCUAAGCAUGACUAUGCUGCACCAAAAUCUGCAAAAAUUCUCUGCUGCAAGGAAACCAGAGUGAUGUCACCUGAGGAUGAUACUGGGGGAGAAGCACCCAGUGGCAGUUUUUGGGAGCCUGGCAACUACAAGCGGACAGUGAAGAGGGUGGAUGAUGGAAGCCGUCUGUGCAACGACCUUGUCGCCUGCUUCCAGGAGAGAGCCAAAAUUGAAAAGAACUAUGCUCAGCAGCUAACAGACUGGUCUCGUAAAUGGAGGACUGCAGUGGAGAAGGGCCCUCAAUAUGGCACACUGGAAAAAGCCUGGCAUGCAUUCCUGACUGCUGCAGACAGACUGAGUGAGAUCCACCUAGAAGUACGGAACCGCCUAGCUGGUGAAGACUCUGACAAGGUUAAGACCUGGCAGAAGGAAGCCUACCACAAGCAGAUGAUUGGUGGUUUCAAGGAGACAAAGGAAGUAGAGGAUGGAUUCCGCAAGGCCCAGAAGCCCUGGGUGAAAAAGCUGAAGGAUGUGGAAACCUCAAAAAAGAACUAUCACACUGCUCGGAAAGAAGAGAAGACUGCACAGACACGAGAGAAUCAUGCCAAAGCAGAUUCUUCUGUCUCACAGGAGCAGCUACGAAAAUUGCAGGAGCGUGUGGAGAAAUGUGCGCAAGAAGCAGAGAAGGGCAAAGAUCAGUAUGAGAAGAUGCUAGAGGAGCUGAACCGCUACAACCCUCGCUACAUGGAGGACAUGGAGCAGGUCUUUGAGGGCUGCCAAGAGGCAGAAUGCAAACGACUGUGCUUCUUCAAAGAGAUGUUCUUGGAUAUGCACAAUCAUCUCAACUUGUCUACCAAUGACAGCUUCCAUGCACUUUAUCGGGACUUGUAUCAGGGAAUAAUGGCUGCAGAUGAUCAAGAGGAUCUGAAAUGGUGGCGCAAUACCCAUGGGCCAGGCAUGGCUAUGAACUGGCCUCAGUUUGAGGAAUGGUCCCUGGAGACGCAACGGCCCAUCAGCAGGAAGGAGAAAAGUGGUAAAAGUGCUGAAGAUGUGACCCUGACCAGCAUUGUGCCCGCUGGGGAUGGUGUCAAACAGACCCCUCCACAGACAAAGCAAAGGUUUUCAUACCAAGAAGAGCAAAACAGCCACUUCUAUGACACCCUGAGAUCCUCUGCCUGUAUGAAUGGAGGCAAGGAAGAAAUCUCAGAGUGGUCGGAUGAAGACACUCCCAAGAAGUGCCUGGAAGUCAAUGGGCAUGAGGAGGACAUAAAGGUACCAGGCGUGCGGGUGCGAGCACUGUAUGAUUACGCAGGACAAGAGGCUGAUGAGCUGAGCUUUAAAGCAGGUGAAGAGCUCAUGAAGAUCAGUGAAGAGGAUGAACAGGGCUGGUGCAAAGGCCGGCUUCAAACUGGUCAAGUUGGACUGUAUCCUGCUAACUAUGUUGAGAAGGUCAUUUUGUGAUUGCUUCUCUUCCCCCCUCUUGUCACCUUAAGGUGUGUGUCUUGCGUGCAAUUUCUCCAGAGAUCACCAAAUCACUGGGCCCCAAUUUGCAUUGAAAACAAUGUGCAGCAGUCUGGACCGUUUUGAGGACACUCUUCUUAUAACCAAUGCAUCAUUUUAACCUUCUAGAAAUAUGGUGGUUUUUCUAAUAAAGACAUAUAAAUUCU